GAAAGGAAAUGGUGUGUCGUGCCUUAGUGACGCAGCUUGACAGGGAAGAAUCAAAGGCUAAAGUUGUUGUUGGGGCCGACAUGGAUAAAUUGAACCCACAGACUGGACGUUCGAGCCACGUAGACGGGAUGAUGUCACGCUAGUGACACAUGCGGUUGAUUUGAUUUGACAGUUGACGCCGUAGUUUGUGAGGGGGCCGUGGAAGCGAACGGGAAGCUAACGAUCGACAUGUCGACGGUGGCGGAGUAGCGCUCUCCGGCCUGUCCCUGCGCUUCCUCACUCGGCUCGUCUGUUCCGUGUGCCCGUUGAGCUACCCACUGAGUCCCGCUAUAAGCUAUGGCGGACUGCUCAGGAGAGAAGUCCGGUGUCAGUGGUCUUGACCCGGUUGCUGCUGGACAACCGGGUGGCGCCUCGCUGCUGUCGGCUGUUCCCAGCUCGCCACCCUCUGGACACCCAGCUACGUCUGGUGCCCAUUCCAACUCGCACCCGACCUCCCUGCUCCCCUCCGCGGCGACACAGAGUGGCCUAACUGUGAUGGUCCCCAUGGCUGCUGUCACAGCGGACUCCACCUUCACCCCAAUGUUGACGCCGAUGGUGGCCGUUCACAGCUCCACGCCGCUGCAUGGGGUCAGUGGAGGAACUGCAGUGGCCGGAGCGGGGCUCCUCACCCAAAUGCACAGUGCUUCCUGGGACCCGACCUCGAGCGCAGACUGGGAUAAAGAGAAGACCUCUCAACAGUGCAUCCUAAGAAUAAAAAGAGACAUCAUGUCCAUCUACAAAGAACCUCCACCUGGGAUGUUUGUCGUACCCGAUCCCCAAGACAUGACCAAGAUACAUGCACUUAUCACGGGACCUUUUGAUACCCCAUAUGAAGGAGGCUUCUUCCUUUUCCUAUUCCGCUGCCCACCUGACUAUCCCAUUCACCCACCCCGCGUCAAACUCAUCACCACUGGCCACAACACUGUUCGCUUCAACCCCAACUUCUACCGUAAUGGCAAAGUUUGCCUCAGCAUCCUGGGCACUUGGACCGGACCUGCAUGGAGUCCAGCCCAGAGUAUUUCCUCUGUCCUCAUCUCAAUCCAGUCGCUGAUGACGGAGAACCCUUAUCACAAUGAGCCAGGCUUUGAGCAGGAGAGACACCCUGGUGACAGCAAGAACUACAAUGAGUGCAUCAGGCAUGAGACGAUGCGGGUCGCUGUGUGUGACAUGCUGGAGGGGAAGGUUCCCUGUCCAGAUGCUCUCUGGGCUGUCAUGGAGAAGUCCUUCCUGGAAUAUUAUGAUUUCUACGAGGGAGUCUGCAAGGAGCGGCUGCACCUACAGGGACAGAAUAUGCAGGAUCCUUUUGGUGAGAAACGCGGUCGCUUUGACUAUCAAGGUCUGCUGAGUCGUCUCAGCACCACCCACAGGCGCAUACGGGAGAAAAACCUGGACGGGCACAAUGAUGAGGAUUCGGAGUCUGACACCAGCUCCUCUGGGACCGACCCAGAUAGUCAGGGCAGCUUACAGCCAUGAAUCUCAUCUGCAAGACUUGCAAGGCCACGGUCCAGGCCAGGAGCUUGUGUUGUUUUGGUUGGAUGUCACUGUAUAAACUGAGAACGGUGGACAGUCCUAGCUAUUGUGUUUGAUUGUAUAAAAACAGAGGCGGCUUAUAUCUGUAAAGAAUAAAAGGUUAGUUCCUUGAAUGCACCUUUCCUGCAUUGGAUGUCACACUUAGGCCCUGGAGUACCAUCUGAACCUACAGAAACAAAUCUCAAUAAAGCAGUUUCCCUGAAGCUAAUGUUGUACCCUUCUUUUGAAACAGCAUUGACUGCAGGUCCGACAGGCUUGCUGAGACCAUCUGGAACAGGCAGCGCUGCUUAAGAGGGACAUUUUGUAACUGCAUUUGAAUAAAUAUGAAAUGUUCUUAUGCAGAUGCUUUGUUGAUAAUGUGCCUUUUGUGUCUUUAUGUUGGGAUAAAUUUUCAAAAUCAUUAUCCUGUGUAAACAUUUUUGUGCUUCUGAUUUAAUUCCUAGCCUUCAAUGGGUUCAGGUUUUUCACACUUAAUGUACUUGUUGGCAAAAUCAGUCUUUCGUGUGUUACGGCAUACAUCUUUGUUCUAAUACACAAAUUAUUAAUUUCGUAGAGGCUACACACCAGCAUCUUUUCCUCGAAACUUGAUUAUGCCAUGUGAGUUUUCCUCUAAUAAACUGGCCAUGAUGUAAAUUCAAAA
Messenger RNA from Synchiropus splendidus (mandarinfish), 2209 nucleotides. It is a transcript of the gene ube2z, whose product is annotated as ubiquitin-conjugating enzyme E2Z. The coding region runs from base 337 to 1512 and encodes 391 amino acids. Gene Ontology annotation, biological process: negative regulation of apoptotic process. Gene Ontology annotation, molecular function: cysteine-type endopeptidase inhibitor activity; ubiquitin conjugating enzyme activity. The transcript has 8 exons. The record is from RefSeq and is a predicted model, not a curated record. NCBI's taxonomy places the organism in Eukaryota, Metazoa, Chordata, Actinopteri, Syngnathiformes, Callionymidae. Gene Ontology annotation, cellular component: nucleus.